Cottoperca gobio is the source of this 2034-nucleotide messenger RNA. RefSeq names its product F-actin-capping protein subunit alpha-2. The record is from RefSeq and is a predicted model, not a curated record. Gene Ontology annotation, molecular function: actin filament binding. The transcript is spliced from 11 exons. Gene Ontology annotation, cellular component: F-actin capping protein complex; cortical cytoskeleton. Lineage: Eukaryota; Metazoa; Chordata; Actinopteri; Perciformes; Bovichtidae. Gene Ontology annotation, biological process: barbed-end actin filament capping; actin cytoskeleton organization. Bases 25 to 1071 code for a protein of 348 amino acids.
CAAACCUUCAUCUCAUAGAUAGGAAUGGAAGUGGACAGUCUGGUGUAUGUCAGUGCUACUGACGUGGAGGUUUCUGGUGAAGAGUCUGAGAAGAACACGUAUUUGUGUCGCGUGCACGCUGACCGAGCAUCAAUCAAAACUAUGAGCUGGGAAUCCACCCAGGCGAUGACGUCACGGGGCUCUGACAAGCUGGUGGUGCCGGAAGAAAAGAUGGCGGAUCAUGAGGAGCAGCUCUCCGACGAGGAAAAGGUACGCAUAGCAGCUAACUUUGUCAUCCACGCCCCGCCAGGAGAGUUCAACGAAGUUUUCAAUGAUGUGCGAUUGCUGCUCAACAAUGACAAUCUUCUCCGAGAAGGUGCAGCGCAUGCAUUUGCACAGUACAACUUAGACCAGUUCACCCCGGUGAAAGUCGAGGGCUACGAAGAACAGGUGUUAAUCACAGAGCAUGGGGACCUUGGGAACGGCCGGGUCCUGGACCCCAAGAACAAGAUCUCCUUCAAGUUCGACCACCUGAGGAAGGAGGCCAGCGACCCGCGGCCCCAUGACGUCGACGGCUCCCUGGAGGGCUGGAGGAGCGCCGUGGACUCGGCCGUCAGGGCCUACGUCAAGGAGCACUAUCCCAACGGAGUGUGCACCAUUUACGGCAAAACCAUCGACGGACAUCAAACCAUCAUCGUGUGCAUCGAGUGCCAUCAGUUUCAACCAAAAAACUUCUGGAAUGGACGCUGGAGGUCAGAAUGGAAAUUCACCGUCUCCCCCUCCACCACUCAAGUGGCCGGAAUCAUGAAAAUCCAGGUUCAUUACUAUGAAGAUGGAAACGUUCAGCUGGUGAGCCACAAAGAGGUCCAGGAGUCCAUGUCAAUUUCUAAUGAGGCUUCAACUGCAAAGGAGUUUGUUAAGAUCAUGGAGGCUGCAGAGAACGACUAUCAGACGGCCAUCAACGAGAAUUACCAGACCAUGUCGGACACUACCUUCAAAGCCUUACGCCGCCAGCUUCCUGUGACACGCACCAAGAUCGAUUGGAACAAGAUCCUGAGCUACAAGAUUGGCAAAGAAAUGCAGAAUGCUUAAAAAAAACAGCAGAGAACAUAAAAGACAAGCCCCCCCCCCUUCCCCUCCCCCCCCCCAACAACGUUGCAUGACUGGAUAGUUGUAUCGUCUUUGUACAGAAAUUAGAGAAACUGGGACAAAGAAAGGUUUUGGUCUCACAGCCAGGUGUCACAAUACACAGUCUACUUUUAUUGAUGUUGUUUUGUUUUUAUACAGACACGUUAACUCCUGUAGUGAAUCUAUGAUGAUGAAGAUAAUCGGAAAUAUCACAAGACAUAGGAAAAGGGGGCGAACACUUGUAUGCAAAAAACAUCCUUAUAAAACACAAUAUCACGUGUGCAAUAUUUAUUGUGUCGGUGAGACCACGCCUUUUUAUUUGACCUGCUGAAAAACUAUUUAAAUUUGCGAUCGAUUUUGGGAGAAUUCUGUCUGCUUUCACAAAGGAGCGCAGACGUUUGGCUGAAAAGAACGACUCCCUUCACGUCACGGUUAAUGUCCCAUAUGGUUCAACGAGAAAAAAAAAAGAAGUUCUUUGUUGUGUUCAUUGAACGGUAUCUUUGGCACAAGCAGUCACCACUGUCGGCCACUCGAUGUUCUUGUUCCCUGGUUCUUCCCUCACCGUGUGUCCUGUGCGUGAGCUCUCGAGCUCGCGGCGCUCCUCCGGCUAAUUUGCCUUUUUGACUUGACAUCGUCUGAACUCUCACUCAGCGCAGGGAGUUCUGUGACCACUUAACAAGCUUAAUUAACAUCAGUCGCUAAGCAAUGUGCAUAAUGUCCAAUUUACAAUAAAAUCAAAACGUAUCACAUUCUCCUCCAGUGCUUAUUUUUAUUAACAAAAACAGAACCUGACUGUAUUAUAUAACAAGGCACAUUGUAAUAUAUACCUGUAUGAAACAUCCUGUCUGUCAGUUUGGUGAUUUAUUUCCAUGAGAUUAAUUGUAAUUCAGUCACAAUUAUGUUGCAUUAAAUGACAAAUUUUCUAUU